UAGAUCCAGCUGGGUUUGGUCUGACCAUCAUCAUCCUCGCUGGCUCCUGUUUCCUCAGUUUCCUCGGGAAAAUCGGACCGGAUCCGCCGCUACCUGAAGGAUUUACCGACACUUUCUCCUCUUAGCGCGAGUUAAAGCCUCCAGUCCGCCGGAAGUCGCCUGAAAUCUCCAUUUCCGCUGUUUCUUUCUGCCUGUGAAGCCGAAGAGAGGAUGUCUGUCGCGGGGUUGAAAAAGCAGUUCCAUAAAGCCACCCAGAAAGUCAGCGAGAAAGUCGGAGGAGCAGAAGGAACCAAGCUGGACGAUGACUUCAAGGAAAUGGAAAAGAAGGUGGACAUCACCAGCAGAGCGGUGCUGGACAUCAUGACCAAAACCACAGAGUACCUGCAGCCCAAUCCAGCAUCCAGAGCCAAGCUGAGUAUGAUCAACACCAUGUCAAAGAUCCGCGGCCAGGAGAAGGGGCCCGGCUACCCGCAGGCCGAGUCCAUCCUGGGAGACGCCAUGCUGAAGUUUGGCCGGGAUCUGGGAGAAGAGUCCUCGGUAAGCCUGGCGCUGAUCGACGCCGGCGAGGCCAUGAAGGAGCUCGGCGAGGUGAAGGACGCUCUGGACAUGGAGGUCAAGCAGAACUUCAUCGACCCGCUGCAGAACCUCCACGACAAAGACCUGAAGGAGAUCCAGCACCAUCUGAAGAAAAUGGAGGGCCGGCGUCUGGACUUCGACUACAAGAAGAAACGUCAGGGAAAAGUCCAGGACGACGAGAUCAAGCAGGCGCUGGAGAAGUUCGACGAGAGCAAAGAGAUCGCCGCAGAGAUGUUCAACCUGCUGGAGAGCGACAUAGAGCAGGUGAGCCAGCUGGCAGCGCUGGUCCAGGCCCAGUUGGAGUACCACACCCGCUCCUCAGAAAUCCUCCAGCAGCUCUCCAGCAAGAUGGAGGACAGGAUAAAAGAAGUGUCCAGUAAACCCAGGAAGGAGUACACUCCCAAGCCCAAGAUGACUCUGGAGCUCCUGCCCCCCAGCGAGAGCCACAACGGGGGGAUCCACUCGGCCAAAUCCCCCGGGAAAUCACCAGCGCCGAUGGACCAGCCCUGCUGUCGAGCGCUCUACGACUUCGAGCCGGAGAACGAGGGCGAGUUGGGCUUCAAGGAGGGCGACAUCAUCACUCUGACCAAUCAGAUCGACGAGAACUGGUACGAGGGCAUGAUCAACGGCCAGUCGGGCUUCUUCCCCAUCAACUACGUGGAUAUCCUGGUGCCGCUGCCCCACUAGUGUCCGGCCGGCCGCCCGGUCCUUCCCUCUUGACCGAUCCGGACACCCGUGAAACAGCCUGUAUUUGCAGAAACGACAAACCACGCCCUCGUUCUUCUUCUUCUUCUUCUUCUGUGCUUCUGUGCAAUUCUGCUUUCACUACAACGGACCGAACUGAGAGAGGCGCUGGACAACACAGGACUUUCAAAAAGAGGCGAUGAGGAGAAUAUAGAGUAAGCGGCGCGGCGACGGAGGACUGAAAGAGACGAGAAGAUGAAGAGAUGUUGGUCUGUUAAAGCAUGGUGCUUCGCCUGGCAGCAAUGGACACCAGCAAGGCUUUGGAGACUUGCAAAACAAGGCACAGUGUAUUAUGUACGUGCAUGUCUGAAUGUGUGUUUCAACCUGUCCGUACUCCGUUCUGACGAAGCCAGCACAAAUUCCUGCUCAUCGGUUUCCAACCUGACAGCUUUUCUUCAUCCCUUUGCUUUGACUUCUUCUGCUUUUCUGGAAGUUUUCAUUUUUGUUCUCUCCAUCUUACUAGCACUGCCUUUUAGCAUGGCUCCGUAACCUAUAGAGCUACAGCUGUUGUCAUUUAACUAACUCUGCCUUUCUCGGAGUCGGCGUAGAUUUUCAGUUCAGUGGUUGAAUGCAUGGACCAGCCACAUUGGAUCCAGUUCCAGGGUGAAUACGAGGUUUAAUCCCUUGUUUUGAGUUUUUCUGUCUUGCAUGGAAACUUUAGCUGAGUUUUCCAUGUCGGAUCGGUGAAAGAGAGGAAAACUUGUCGUGAUCUACAGUGGCUAAAAUAAACUGGUAACCAUUUGUAGAAAAAGUUGCACUGAGCUGAAGAGAGGUUUUGUUUUUCUGUCCUUUUAGAAUCACAUUUGUUGGUUUUAAAGUGUGGAGCUGCUUGCAGAUUUGUCCAGUUCCCUGCCUUUGCAUGUGAGACUGACUCACUGAAAUGUUAACGUUUAAUGUUCAGGUCUUUGUUCCAACAUGCAUUCAGUUCGGAUAUUGAUCACUGCCUCCCCAAAACGACACAUAACUGUUGAAGUAGGAAACAAAAUAGUUUACAGGAAGCUCUUCGCCUGCAGCAAUUACAAUUUUCAGCAAUUUCACCAACAACCAUUUUGCCAUCAGUCAGAUUUUAACGUAAAAUUUUAAAUAUUAAUGU
Molecule: messenger RNA, 2413 nt
Organism: Poeciliopsis prolifica (blackstripe livebearer)
Lineage: Eukaryota; Metazoa; Chordata; Actinopteri; Cyprinodontiformes; Poeciliidae
Product: endophilin-A1-like
Biological process (GO): synaptic vesicle uncoating
Cellular component (GO): presynapse; cytoplasm; glutamatergic synapse
Molecular function (GO): protein binding
Source: RefSeq, a predicted model, not a curated record